AUGUCUGAGGAAGAAAUUUAUCAGCUAAUUUCUACUACUUGUGCUGCCAUGUCACUUGAACACCCAGACUAUUCAAAGAUAGCAUCCAAUGCCCAAGUUGAAUUACUACAUAAAAGUACACCAGGUUUCAUAGAAGCAACAAAAACUUUAUACAAAAAUGGUCUUUUAAAUGAGAGUUAUUACAAUACAGUUAUAGAAAACCAGAAGUUUAUUGAAGAAACCAUUAAUUACCAAAAAGAUUUCAGAUUUGAUUUUUUUGGCAUAAGUACACUACAAAAGGCCUACUUAUUAAAAGAUUACAAAGUCACAAUAGAGAGACCUCAAGACCUAUUCAUGCGUGUUGCAAUUACAGUUUCUAACAAACCUACAGAACUAUUUAAUAAGGAAAAAACCAAAAAAACUUAUAACAUGAUAAGUGAUGGUUAUUAUACACAAGCAACUCCAACAUUAUUUAACAGUGGUCUAAAAGUUCAGCAAUUAUCUUCAUGUUUCUUAAUUGCAAACGAAUCAGACUCAAUAGAAGGCAUAUUCAAUACAAUCAAAGAUUGUGCACUAAUUUCCAAAACAGCUGGAGGGAUUGGGGUACAUUGCCACAAUAUUAGAGCGGCCAAAUCAAUAAUCAAAAGCACAAAUGGAGAAUCAGGCGGGCUUAUUCCAUUCCUAAAGAUAUUUAAUGAAACUGCAAGAUGUGUUGAUCAAGGUGGUGGGAAGAGAAAAGGAUCUUUUGUGAUAUACCUUGAGCCAUGGCAUGCAGACAUUGAAGCAUUUCUAGAGUUAAGGAAGAACAUUGGAGCCGAGGAAUUCCGUGCUCGUGAUCUAUUUUAUGCUCUAUGGGUUCCUGAUUUAUUCAUGCAAAGAGUUAUCAAUGAUGAAAAUUGGACACUUAUGAGUCCUGACACUGCUGAGGGGCUUUCUGAUGUUUAUGGUGAUGAAUUCAACAAAUUAUAUAAGAAGUAUGAGGAGGGGAAUAUUGGAACAAAGACAUUAUCUGCCCGCAAACUAUUUAGUGAAAUUGUUGAAGCUCAAAUUGAAGCUGGGCAACCAUAUUUUCUAUACAAAGACUCAAUAAACAGAAAGUCAAACCAAAAAAAUAUUGGUACAAUAAAGUCAUCCAAUUUAUGUGCAGAAAUUGUUGAGUAUUCUGAUGACAAGGAAACAGCUGUUUGUAAUUUAGCUUCAAUUUGUCUUCCAUCUUUUGUUAAUUCUGAAGGAAAAUUUGAUUAUAUCAAGCUUGAGGAGAUAGCAGAAUUAGCUCUUGAAAACACAGAUAAUUUAAUUGAUAUCAGCUACUACCCUACCAAAAAGACUGAGUACAGCAAUCUUAGACACAGACCAGCUGCAAUAGGGGUUCAAGGUUUAGCUGAUGUUUUUUUCAAAAUGAAAUUACCAUAUGAGUCUAAAGAAGCUGCCGAAGUAAAUAAGAAGAUAUUUUCUACCAUUUACUAUGGAACAAUUAAGAAAUCCAUGGAAUUAGCGAAAAAAUAUGGACCAUACCAAACUUAUAAGGGAUCUCCUUCUUCUGAGGGGAUAUUACAAUUUGAUAUGUGGAAUGUAGAGCCAAUAUCUGCUGACUCAUCUUUUGAUUGGAAAUGGCUAAAGGGAGAGAUUGCAAAACAUGGGCUCAGAAACAGCCUAACAACAGCAUGUAUGCCAACAGCUUCUACGAGCAUAAUUAUGAUGAACACAGAAUCUUUCCAGAUUCAAACCAGCAAUGUUUUUAAGCGUCAGACGCUUUCUGGAGAGUUUUUAUUAGUAAACAAGUAUUUAGUGAAUGAAUUAGAAAAGAUUAGUUUAUGGAAUAAAGAGAUAUAUGAAAGUAUAUUAUUCAACAAUGGGUCAAUACAAAACAUUGGAUCAAUACCUGAAGAAAUUAAGAAAAUUUAUAAAACUACAUGGGAAAUAUCUCAAAAGGUAGUAAUAGACAUGUCUGCGGAUCGUUCACCAUAUAUUGAUCAAACACAAUCUCUUAAUCUCUGGCUAGAAAAACCAACAUUCAAGCAAGUAUGUAGUAUGCAUAUGUACAGCUGGGAGAAAGGGCUAAAAACAGGGAUGUAUUACUUAAGGUCACGUCCAUCCAGUGAUGCAAUGAAAAUGACUGUUUCCAAAGAAAUUUUAAACAAGUAUGAGAAACAAGAGGAAUGUUUGGAUUGCCAAGCAUAA
Triplophysa rosa is the source of this 2160-nucleotide messenger RNA. Its product is annotated as ribonucleoside-diphosphate reductase large subunit-like. NCBI's taxonomy places the organism in Eukaryota, Metazoa, Chordata, Actinopteri, Cypriniformes, Nemacheilidae. The transcript has a single exon. The record is from RefSeq and is a predicted model, not a curated record. Gene Ontology annotation, molecular function: ribonucleoside-diphosphate reductase activity, thioredoxin disulfide as acceptor; ATP binding. Gene Ontology annotation, biological process: deoxyribonucleotide biosynthetic process; DNA replication. Bases 1 to 2160 code for a protein of 719 amino acids. Gene Ontology annotation, cellular component: ribonucleoside-diphosphate reductase complex.